AUGGCGACGCUACUGAAGAACGUCACCAAUUGCAUAUGGCAAGCGUUCAACUCGCUGGACACGGACGACACGGGAACAGUGGUCAAGUCCAAGCUCAAAGUUUUAACGGCAAACAUCGGUAUUCUCCUUGACCUUUAUAGUGUAGAAAAAGGCCUUGAACACUACAGAAGUACAACAACGUUAAACUUUCAACAUUACAAAUAUUAUUUAUUGAGAGAAGUUUUUCUAUCGCUUCCAAACAUACUAUCUUUACCAGUACUUCAAGGAUUUGAGUCAAAUAUAGAUGAGACGUGUUGGAUAAUUUGUAAAAAAGAUUUUAUUUCUAAAUGCAAAGUAUUACCAGAGGAUUGUAUGUAUAAAUUAUUCAGGGUAUUUUGUUUUUUGUCGGAGCUUAUAGUAGAUCCAGAAAGACCAAAUCGAUUCCAAGUUAUCAUGGAUACAUCAGAAGUGGGUUUGGUGGCUUCACAAAUUGUUACUUCAUUAGGCAAUGACUGGGACCAAUCGGGUUUUGAAGAACUCAUUGGAAAUGCUAAUGGAUUUCAGUUUGGUACGUUUUUAACAUUACUAGAGAAGCGAUAUUUAGCUGAUGUGGAUCGUGCAGGCUUGGUAGAAGCAUUAAAUGCUGUUACAAAUACGUUCAUCGAUGAUAUCAUAAAAAAAGGAGUGUUGUUGAAACGUGGUUAUUUAUUGCCAACACUACGAGAGUAUUGGUUUGUAUUAAAACCAUGCCAACUGUUAUACUAUAAGAAUGAAGAAGAAAAAGAACAGUGUGGAUCUAUAACCUUAGACCCAAGAUGUUGGGUGGAUUCUAAUUUACAACGUAUAAUGUUGCACACAACUGAAAGGACUUUCGAAUUAGCCACUAAGGAUCAUAGGAGUCGAUUACAAUGGCUGUCUGCUUUAAAAUUAGCAAUAUCUUAUUCAGCGGGGACAGAAGGUUAUCAGAGAACAUUGUUGCGUCGUAGGCAAAAACGAAGAAAAGCUGAACUUCAAGAGAAACAUAGAAGAAGCAGCAUAAUACAUGACAUGGAUGUUCAGUUACAAGCUGAGAAACAAGCCAGGGCAGCUAUGGAAAUCCAAGCAAAAGAGCUUAAAGUGGCUAGCGAAAAACACGUUGAAGAAUUGGAAUGUCUACUUGAGGAAGAAACACAGGCAAAACGUGAUGAAGAAAUAGUUCGUAACUUACAAGCUAGAGUAUUAAGAGAAGAAUGGGAAAAAAGAGAAGAGCUAGAAAGGUUACAGGAAGAACAUAUAUUGCUGUUGGAGCAAGAAAGAGAAAAACGAAAAGAAUUUGAGAUUAAACAACGAGAGAAAGAAAACCAAUUGAUAGAAGCCCAACAGAGGUUGAUUGAAUUGGAAGCUGAAAAACAGCGACUUGAUGACGAAUUGACAAGAGCACAAAAAAAAAUUAGUGUUUCCGAAAAAGCUGUAGCAUCAAUUACAAUAGUAGAGCCCGCUGAAACAUUGAACAUAAAACCACAAGUUAAAGUGAGGAGGACUAUGUCAUUUAUACCAUCCACAAAAGAACGACCAAUUCAUUUUUACAAAUGA
Molecule: messenger RNA, 1551 nt
Organism: Macrosiphum euphorbiae (potato aphid)
Lineage: Eukaryota; Metazoa; Arthropoda; Insecta; Hemiptera; Aphididae
Source: the annotation of a GenBank genome assembly